GUGGUGUCGGGCCCCGCCAGACCCGCUCUCGGGCCCCCAGCUCCUGGGUUUGCUCCUGUUUCCCUGGACCCUGCAGCUCGCAGAAAACAAGCCAGGCGUCUCCCUCCUCCCUGCCUGAGUCCUGGCCUGGGCUGCACCAAGAACCCACCGGCCUCCCGGAGGAUUAUCCAAAGAGCGACUUGGCGGGGCUCCCGCGGCCCCGUAGACCUUUCAUCGCAGGGAGACGUUGCGGGGGAAGCCAAGCCAGCCCGGCCGCUCCAGCCGCUCUGGCCAGCGGUCACUCGCAGGCAGACUCGGAGCCCCGGUUCUUCGUCUCUCCAACCAGGGAGGACAGUUGGUGACCCACAUCGGCGCCCCCAUCAUGGUCUCUCUGGCCAACGAGACCAUCUCCUUUGGCUGCAAAAUCUCCUACCCGCACAGCCCCGAACUGAAGAACUUCACAGCCUGGUACUUUCACGUGGACCUUCAGAGUCAGAGGAGCUCUGAGAAGCAGAUCAACUGCUCAUCCCACCCGGUCAAAGAGAACCAGACGCACAGCCUGAAAUGCUGGGUCACGCCCCAGCUGCCCAAUGCGUCAGCCACCGGUACCUACUACUGCUCCGUGCACUGGCCAGACGUGAUAAGAAUCAGCGAAGGAAUCUUCAUCCUGGUCAGAGACACAGGGUACCAAGAGCCCCCACAGGGCGCCCAGAAGCUUCUGCUCUUUUGCUUCACGGGCCUCCUGACCCUCCUGAGCAUCUUGGUCACAGCUCUGCUCCUCUGGAAGAAGGGACAGAUGCGGGCUCCCCCGAAGCACCUGGACCCCGGCACCGCCCACGGCCAGGAGCAGCCUGUGGCCGAAUCCAUCUACACAUCUCUACAGGGCAGAGACACUGAAGUCUACUCCUGCAUCCAGACCGUGCCCAGCAGCCUGCCCCCCAAACCAGAGCUUUGUCUCCCAGGAGAAAAUGCACAGAUUUACGAAUGACAGCGAAUUUAACCUGGUCUAUGAAAAUCUCUAGGAUGAGCUCCACGGGCCCUUCGGUCUCGCCCUGGAUCAGAUGCCCCACAGCAGCUCCUCCUUCCACAGGACUUGUCCUAUCCCAGGAGUGAGGCCCCAGGGGCAUCCCAUCACCUUGCCCCCACAUUCAAGGCACUUCCGGCCUUGGCCUGCCCCCUACCCCCUCCUUCUGUGUCCCAGCCAGACCCACCGGUCACAGCGUUUCACAUCUGGCCCUUGCCCAGACUGUCCCUUCUGUCCGGGAGCCCUUCCUCAGUCCUCACAGGCUCUCCUGGACACAGCCCCUCCCCAAGCCCUCCGUACCCUUUCAUGGGCUCUCUGGGCACCAGCCUACACCACGGCCUGAGCCGGCGAGGCCAACCGUGAGCUCCUCGGGGAGGUUCCCGGCAAAGGACACUUGUUGGUGCCGUGAGCGCGCGCAUCCGCGGGGAUGAAUAAAGGAACGACUACACAAAUACCCCACCUCCGUGCCCCUGCCCAGCUAGGUCAAAGGCACAAGGCGGACGCACAAAGUAGAGGAGGGGGCUGGCGCAGGAGGAAUGGGGUGUGGGCCCGAAGGAGCUGUGCAGAGGCGGGGCUGGGCUCUGGGACAGAGCCAGAGGCCAAGGAGGUGGCUGAGGGCCGGUCAUCAGGCUGGGGGCCUGGAGCAGGGCAGCUGAGGAAGCAGAUCCGGCACAUUAGGGGCAGAUGGUGGCCAAAAGGGCUGAGCCUCCCGAAGCUCUCCAUCCCCCAACGGGGACCCCAAAGCCGUCUCCCAUCAGCCUGGCCCUCUACACGCUCUGCCAACACCUGCAGCCCUCCUCCACCCUCAGGGCCUCAGCGACUUCUCCUUCCCCCAGAGGCCUCACCGUCUGAUCUCCGAGGACCCCACCCACCUCCUCCCUCUGUCUGCCUUGUGCACCUGCCCCAGUGCUUCGGGGCACCUCCUCACACGCUCUAGCCUAGCCGAGUGGUUUGGUGCCUGGGGCUCCUCUGGGCUGCAGGAGGGCCCCCUCGAUGUGGCCGCAGCUCAGGCCCCGUGCAGACAGUGGCCCUCAGUGCUUGCACAGAGCCGUUUCUGGGGCUCCAAGUCCUCAGCAGCCCUGCUGGAACCCGUUACACAGGCAGGAGGGGGCUAAGGGUGGGGAUCACCUGGGCUGUUGGGCUCUGCUCCUUCCCUCCCCUGCUCUCCUCCACCCCUGCUGCUCUCCGCAACCUCAUUUGUAAAAUCCUCCCUCCCACCCCCGUGCUCUUCCCAGAGGUCCUUGAGGGAGGGGCCCUUGCACACAAACCCCAAACGUGUCUAGGGGCGCUGGGGGGGCCCAAGGCAUGAGCCCCGGCCCUGGGCCCUGGGCCCUGAGCCGUACUGGGCAGCUUGAAGGCAGCACUGGGUCUGCAGGUCAGGCCCUUCCCUCAGGGUAGAUGGGCUGGGGGGUCUUGGGGGAAGGGAAGCAGCAGACUGACAUUCGAAAGAAAUCCCAGCCCCUCUGCUAGGUCGGCCCGCAGCCUCCUUGGGCCCACAGGACAGGGCAGCCCACAGCCUCCAAGCUUGGUUCUGAGCCUGCUCUGUGAGCACAGCGCAAGGAAGGCUCUAGUGGGAUUAUAAGGUUGAGUGGAGAGGGUCCUGCUCACCAGGAGGCUGGAGUUGAAUGAAUUCCUUGCCUGUUCAGGGGGCGAAGCUGCCUGCAGAAGUGUCUUCCAGGCUCCGGGCUCCAACAGGCGGACUCCAACGGCCCGGCCCGAGGCAGAGGCCAGGGUUGGGAGUUGGGGGGAGGGGAGGCAUACUAGGGGGGGAGGGGAGGCAUGCUGCUCAGGGUACAGCAAGCCUCCCCAGAGACACCAAAGCCAGCAAGACCAGGAGGAGGCUACCUGCUGGGCCUGGGCCUCUCUCUCCUGGCCCCAGGACCCCAGCCCCUCAGGCUGGGAGUCAGACUUUUCCAGCCAGCCCCGGGGGUACCGGGGAAGCCUGAAGGGGCUACACCCGCUUGCCCUGGUCCAGGCUGCCCUGCCCCGCCCCCUGUCUCUUCUCCACAAAGGGAUAAAACCUACAUAGGAUCUCGUCCCUCCUGGGCUCAACAGUUCCCACCCACCUGAGCCCGAAGGGCUGGUGCAGGUGGAGGGGUGGCAGAUUACUUUAGGGGGUGCAGGUGGCAGUAAGGGAGGAGAAGGCGACAGAGAGGGCUUCGAAUGGCGCUCCUUGAGGGCAGGCAGGCUUGUGUGGCCUCUGGACUCUGAAUGGGCACAGGGGGGAAGAACCAACCACACUUGGGAGCCCUUUGAGGCCGGGUGGCUGCUGGCCUCUCUCGACCCCAACUCCACCUCCCGGCAGCCAUGUCCCCCUGAGCCUUGCUUUCAGUGACAAUCAAGACCUCUGGGCGUGGCUCAGAGGGGACAGAGGGGAACUCUGCUCCUCCAGAGGCUCGCGGGUGUGCGUUUUCUCUGCACUCAGCCUCCGGGAAAAACAGGCUAUCACGGAGCAGUGUGGAGGGGGUCCGCUAAAAGAGGGGUUAGGUCUCCCUGGGGGAGAUGGAGACCCAGGCUCUGUAGCCCCCACAGGGAGCACCCAGGGGUGGGGGCAAGGCAAAUAGAGAGGGAUGGCAUGGGGAGGGCUGUUCCUGGCCCAGGCGGGACAGGAGUGGCCGGAGGAAGAACGGUCAGCUUGGAGUACCCCGAGGGAGUCGGAUCGGAGGGGAACAGGUGAAACCCUGGUGAGUGGAGCCCUAGGGGGCCCCAGACCCAAAGGGUGGAUGGCCACAUCCUGAGGGCGGAUUCCUGGCCUAGAGCUGUGGACCCCCCUCCCCCCCCCACACCCCGUGGCCCCUGAGGGCCAGGCCCUGGGCACCGCCUCUUCCCACCCAGACCCUGCCCCAAUUCAGGGGGACAGUCUCCGUCUAGCCUGCCUGGCUCUGACGGGGAUUUCCUUCCAGCUCUCAGCGGAGCCCCCCCUGCCCUCCUAGGUCGGGCCUUGACACCCUCUUCUGAGCCUCAGGCGUCCGAAACAGUUCAGCUUACUUCUGGCACCCUCCACCUCCUCUGGGGCAGCCCCUCAGAAAUGGCCCCCGCUGCCCGUUCCCUCCGGGUUUCAGCCUCCAACCCCCUUUCUGCUCCUGCUCCUCUCAGGUGCUUGCCUGAGAAAAUCAUCCCUGGAAACCAAACCCAGGAACACAAAAAUGGGUGUGGGAAGCGGCUGCCCCUCCUCAGCGACAAUUUCCAGAGGAUUCUGCAAAGCAGAGUUUCCAUGGGAACAUGUGCGGUUCCACACAGAACCUCGGUGGGGCCGGGGUUCCCCUCACACCCAAUACUGCAGGACCGUGUGGCCUGGGGGCCUUGGCCAAGCAGGGCCACUGCGCUUUGGCCACCAGCCCUCAUCAACCUGAAAUCAAGUUACUGGCAAAUCUGCCUUUUUUUUUUUUUUUUUUUUUUCCCUUCUAAUUUAAAGGCGCCCUCCAUGCUAAGGAUGCCUCUGGGAUUUCCAGGAUGGAUUUUUAUGUAGCUCAAUAGGUUCCUUGGCAGACUGCUCAGCCAGGAGAGGUGGGCCAUGGCCCCAGCCCCGCCAGGCUGCCACAGCGGCGUCUCUCUGUCCCUCCUUCGUGCCAACGGACGUCAUUUACCCGCCUGAGGGGCUUCCUCAGACCUGGAUUCAGACUCCAAGAGUUUGGGGACAUCAGCAGCACAGGGCCCUGGGACGCUUCCCUUACUAGGCUCCUCCCUUGACCUGCGGUCAUAAUCACGGCCUGCGAGCAUUGGCGGGGCAUGGGGCCGACCCUCCUCUCUGCACUCUGCGUUUAGGAUGUGUUUAUCCAAGCAGGUGAUGCAGGCGUAACAGGCAUAAUGCAGGCUGUAAAAUUCCCUCUGAUGCUCCCGCCAGUUACAGCCUCCAUCCCGGUGCCCCCGCCCUGAGGUGACCACUGGGUCAUUUGGGGGUGUGUGUGUGUGUGUGCGUUUUCUUCCAGACUGUUUUUAUUGCAUCCACGUACCUAUAUGCAUGUACACGAACAUAUAAAAUGUAUGGUGCUUGCGGGGGGCUCUGAAGAGCUUACAUGGAAUGAUUCUGUAGGUGCUUGCUUUGUUCAUACAGCCCCACGUGGUGGAGAUCCGCCCGUGACAGCCACGCAGAAGCUGCCAGACUCUUUAAUUACAGCAAAGGAUUCCACAGGACCGAUGGAUCCUAAUUUAGCCAAGCCCCUAGAAACGGCCUUUUCCGUUGUUUACAAUUUCCAACCUCACAGAAGGGGCCGCAGGAAACAUCCUUGGGCGUCAUUUGCAAAAACUUUCUCCUUGGGGAAAUGACGAGAAGGAAUCCCCGGGGCCUAGAGCGUGGACAUUCACUGUUUUAACAGAGGCUGCCAGAGGGGUCACGCGUGGAGUUUGUACCGGUUUCCGUUCCUCAAGCCUAUCUACAAGAGCUCGUUGAAUCCUGAAAACACCCUGCCAAGUGAGGGGGGGGGGGCAUCUUAUCUUCCCUUUUUACCAAAGCAGAAACCACAAUUCAGAGAGGCUGACUGGCUAGAGGUUAUAUAGCACAGAAGGGGCAGCGCUGGGUUGCCUCCAACUGUGUGUGGCCCUCCUGACUCCAUGGGUCAGGUGAGGGGGGGGGUUGCAUAAAGUGUCUUAGAUGGACUCACGGCCCCCAGGGCUGGGGAAGUCCUUGAAGGGACAAAUUUCUGCCAGAGAUCAACGACCAGGCUUAUAUCGCUCAGAAUCGUAGGGGCGGGGGGUGGGGGGGUCCUCUUUGGGGUGGUCUGUCUUCUUGGGGAAACGAAGGCAGGUCAGUAGAGGUGAUGGAGUCGGGGCUGCCCAGCAGCCCACCCACACUGCGGGGCUUGGCUUCAGGCAGCCUAGACAUUUGGAUCCCUUAGCCUCCCCUGGAAAUUUCCGGGCACAACAUGCCUGGAGGUGUGAACUGCCUCUUGGAAGCUUCAUAAUCCGGGAUAAUGCUGCUGUAAUUGGCAUUGUUUUUGCAUUUACAAUCCUCUCGUUACCUGAAAACCUGCUUGCGAUGGCUGUAUCUGGAGGGGGUUUAAUUUUACCACUUGGCGGACCUUGGGGGGCUGAGGAGCACAAGCUUUUCCUCUGGGCCCCUUGGCCCACCCCCCGCCCCCAUUCAGAUUCCCCAGUGAGUGCCACAGGCCUGGGUGGCCCAGGCUGGUUGACCUCGCGGCCUUGGUUCAGGGUACAGCCUCCCCACAGGAGCCCCAGCCUGAUCAGGGGACUGCUUUUCUCCCCAAUUCCCCUUCCUUCCUGGGUCCAGCCCACCCAGCUCGUCUCCCUUCAAUCCUUUCUCCUCCCAGGGGCUCCUGGGUGGCUCAGUCCGUUGAGCAUCCGGCUCUUGGUUUUCAGCUCAGGUCAUGAUCUCACAGUUCGGGAGCUCGAGCCCCGCGUCAGGCUCCGUGUUGACAGUGCAGAGACUGCUUGGCAUUCUCGCUCUCUCCCUGUCUCUCGGCUCUUCCCCUUCUCUCUCUCUCUUUCUCAAAAUAAAUAAAGAAACUUAAAGAACAUCCCUUCUCCUUCCAGCCCUUCCCAGUCUCUACCACCAAACUGAUCUUCCAAUGGCACGGAUCUGACCGCACCUCUCCCCUCUCUCAAAACCCUGCAAUACCUCCCAUUUAUUCAUUUCAACAAAGGAGCCGAGAUAAUUCAAUGGGGGAAAAAACAGGCUUUCAGCAGACAGUGCUGGGAGAGAUGGAUGUCCACACGCGGAAGGAGGAAGUUGGGCCCCUUCCUCACACCCUCUACGAAACCUCACGGUGCCUUCCUCUGUCCACGGGAUGGAGCCUUGACUCCUCAGGCCAGGACUCCGGGCUCUUACAAUAUUUGUCCAGCUCCAGUGCGUGUGCUGAGUCUGGGACAAGAGACAGAUGGUUCUGUCCUCGUGUUAUCGUCAGCC
Messenger RNA from Panthera uncia (snow leopard), 6866 nucleotides. RefSeq names its product NFAT activating protein with ITAM motif 1 (gene NFAM1). The transcript has 7 exons. Bases 362 to 967 code for a protein of 201 amino acids. Gene Ontology annotation, cellular component: membrane raft. Gene Ontology annotation, biological process: positive regulation of cytokine production; positive regulation of B cell receptor signaling pathway; regulation of B cell differentiation. The record is from RefSeq and is a predicted model, not a curated record. NCBI's taxonomy places the organism in Eukaryota, Metazoa, Chordata, Mammalia, Carnivora, Felidae. Gene Ontology annotation, molecular function: transmembrane signaling receptor activity.